Phoenix dactylifera (date palm) is the source of this 1878-nucleotide messenger RNA. RefSeq names its product guanylate kinase 1-like. Gene Ontology annotation, molecular function: GMP kinase activity; protein binding. The record is from RefSeq and is a predicted model, not a curated record. Gene Ontology annotation, biological process: purine nucleotide metabolic process. Gene Ontology annotation, cellular component: cytosol. NCBI's taxonomy places the organism in Eukaryota, Viridiplantae, Streptophyta, Magnoliopsida, Arecales, Arecaceae.
GUGUCCUCUUUUUUUUUGAACUCCAAGCCACGAGAAAUCCUCCUCCUCAGGACUUUUUUUUUUUUCCUUCUCAUAUUCUGGGUUUUUUUUUAUCGUAAAAGAGGGGCAAUCCGAAGAGGUUUAGGAAAUUAGCGGAAGAAAUAGAGGAGCAAUGCUAUUAUUAGCCGAAUUCCUAAAGACAAGGCCCCUGGCCCUGAUUCCGAGGGGACUCUUUUUCUAUCUUUCUGGGUUUUUUGGGGGCGUUGUUCUUUGAUUAUAGCUUGAAGAUAUAUAACAAUCUCAAGAUCUAAGUUUAGAAGGCUGAAUCGGAGACAAGGAAACUCUUCAUGGGACAGGAGGCGCCAGGUAAUCUUUUAGAUAUUCCAGAUGGACUUUUGUCUGUUGGCUAUGAUUCAGAAUCCAAAGGCCAUCAGACAGCUACUCUUGUCAACGACAAGAUAUAUGUGGUUGAAGGAUCAAGGGAUGCAGCGAAAUUGUGGAUUGAUGUCAAAAUUUUUGACAAGUCAACAGGAAAAUGGUUAAUUCCUACUGUAUUGGGUACAAAACCGAGGCCAUCAAAUGGCCACUCAGCUGUUCCUGUAAACGAUGAUCGGAUUUUAAUUCUUAAGGCGGAUUGUUCUGCAGAUGACUGUUUCUGGUUUCUUGAGGUGGGCAGCCCAUAUGUAAAAGAACAAAGUAAGUUACUUGGUGCCGAGGUGGUUGCUUGGAGCAAGGGGGUUGUAGGUGAAGGCCCCAAGCCUGUAGUCAUUAGUGGUCCCUCUGGAGUAGGUAAAGGCACACUAAUUUCGAAGCUAAUGAAAGAAUUCCCAACAACCUUUGGAUUUUCUGUGAGUCACACAACCCGAGCUCCAAGAGAAAAGGAGAUUGAUGGAGUUCACUACCACUUCACUGAACGAAGCACCAUGGAGAAAGAGAUAAGAGACGGGAAAUUCCUUGAAUCAGCAUUAGUUCAUGGAAAUCUUUAUGGAACAAGUAUUGAAGCAGUUGAAGCAGUCGCAGAAGCUGGAAAGAGAUGCAUCCUCGAUAUUGAUGUUCAAGGUGCUAGAUCUGUGAGGUCUAGUUCCCUUGAAGCAUUAUUUAUCUUUAUCCGCCCACCUUCAUUUGAGGAACUUGAGAAGCGCCUUCGUUCAAGGCGAACGGAGACCGAGGAACAGGUCCAAAAGAGACUUAGAAAUGCACGAGCAGAACUUGAGGAAGGAAAAUCUCUGGGUCUAUUUGAUCAUAUCUUGGUGAAUGAUGACCUGGAAACAUGUUAUGAGAAUCUUAAGAAAUUACUCAUGUUAGAUGAUGGCACUAAUGCUAAUUAUCAGCCGACUGUGAGAAGUUUCGAAAUUCCCGUGAGUCACUCGGUGUCCAUCAAAGACCAAAAAAUUCUGAUGCGCUGUGGAACUUCUGAACUAGGAAAAGCAAUCACUAGCUUAUUUUUGCUUGAUGUAUCCUCACUUAAAGGAGGCUCUCCUGGCCAGACGAGAGGACUCGGUGUAUAUGCCAUCAGCUCAUAUGCAGAAUGAUGAGAUGAGAUCAAGCUACCUCGAAGUCUUUUGCAUUGAGCCCCUCACUGAAACUGAGUUUUGGAUUGACUUUAGGUCACGUAUAGUGGUUUUGAAAUCAAUUGGCUGUCUAGUUCAAACUUAAUGCAUAAAUGGGCACCUGGUUACUACUGUAGUAGUGUCACGACAAUGAAAAUUUUUGAGAGCUUAGUGAUAGAUGUUUCUUUGGACAUUCUUUAUUCUGUUGCUGAGAACCAAAUAAAUCUUGUCUUAUUAUUUAGAUAUUCUCCUGAGCAAUUUCUAGUGAACUUCUGUAAUUGUCAUGCCGAUGAUAGAAUGAUGUCUAGUUAGCUCAACUUAAUGCAUCAUUGCGCACCUGUCUGACCAA